CCCCAACAUCCGGCACUUACGCGUAAACCCCAUCACGGGUCCCCAACUUGUAUCGAGUGGGUACUGGUAUAGUGCCCGACGCCAUUCGGAAGAUUUCUUACCCCGCUGUUUAGGCUUCCUUUAAUCUACGAACGACAUGCUACGCGAAACGCAGCGAAGAAUUCCACCACUCGAACGCAGCGAUGGAUGUAGCUAGCUUGAUAGCUUGAUUGUUUUGUUUGCAACUGUCUAUCGUGAUGCUGAGAGAGGGGGCUCGGCGAAUCAGCACUGUAGACUCGGGCGUAUACACAGGUCAUUAUUCCCAUCAGGGAACAACAUAAGUCGAUCAUGCUUUCUCUUGACUACUAUUAAAGUUCCGAUUCAAUCCCCCUACUUUCAUCCAAUCCGUUCAUUCGCUUUCUAUCCAUUCAUACAUACUCUUUUCGGUCAAGAUGCGCACCACCGCAGCUCUUUCCCUGUUGUCGCUCUGGUCAGUAGCCGUCGAUGCUUACGCAAACCCCUUGGCUUGCAGUGGUACCUGCACCAAUGCCCAUGACCCAUCUCUCGUCCGCCGCGACGAUGGAACCUACUUCCGCUUCUCAACUGGCGGCAAGGUGGCUAUCCACACUUCUCCCACUCUCCAGGGUCCAUGGACCUACAAGGGCGCCGCUAUACCAGCCGGCUCCAUAAUCAACAAGACCGGCAAAGACGAUCUCUGGGCUCCCGACGUCGUCAAGAUCGGCUCGACAUACUACCUCUACUACUCCGUCUCUGCCUUUGGCGAGAAUGUAUCCGCCAUUGGCGUCGCUACGUCCACCACAAUGGAAGUUGGCUCCUGGACCGACCACGGCACCACGGGCGUCGAGUCCACCACGUCGAACAACUUCAACGCCAUUGACGGCCAGCUCCAGGUCGUAGAUAGCAAGUACUACUUGAACUUCGGCUCUUUCUGGUCCGAUCUGUUCCAGAUCGAGAUGGCGAGCCCGCCGCUCAAGGCCGCAAAAGCUGUGACAUCGGCUACCAACAUCGCCUUCGUGCCUACUUCUCCCCAGGCACAAGAGGCGGCUUUCACGUACAAGAACGGAAGCUACUACUACCUAUUCUUCUCUGUCGGAUCGUGCUGCGGAUACGAUACCAGCAGGCCGGCAGCAGGCAAGGAGUACAAGAUCCAGGUCUGCCGCUCGACGUCGGUGUCUGGUCCCUACGUCGACAAGGCCGGAACAUCCUGCCUCAGCGGUGGCGGCACUACUGUUCUCGAAUCCCACGGCACUGUGUACGGCCCUGGAGGGCAGGGUGUCCUGACUGUCCCCGAACUCGGCCCGGUUCUAUACUACCACUACGUCGACACCACGAUCGGGUACGCCGACGGCCAGAAGCAGUUUGGCGUCAACACAAUGAGCUUCUCGACCGGAUGGCCGGUCGUAUAAGCGUGUGUGCUGGGAAAGUGUCGCGCAUGCUGGGUCUAAAAAAAAGCAAUGCUUCGCUUCAUUUUGUAUAUAGUUUGAGGUGACUCGAUGUCGUCUCACCGUUUUUGUGCAUAAAUACA
Messenger RNA from Dothidotthia symphoricarpi CBS 119687, 1525 nucleotides. Its product is annotated as glycoside hydrolase family 43 protein. NCBI's taxonomy places the organism in Eukaryota, Fungi, Ascomycota, Dothideomycetes, Pleosporales, Dothidotthiaceae. The transcript is spliced from 2 exons. Gene Ontology annotation, molecular function: arabinan endo-1,5-alpha-L-arabinosidase activity. The coding region runs from base 432 to 1406 and encodes 324 amino acids. The record is from RefSeq and is a predicted model, not a curated record. Gene Ontology annotation, biological process: carbohydrate metabolic process.